CACGUUUAUUUCCUUGAGUCGUGUCAUUUCAUUCAUUCAUUCGUGGUUAUUUGAGUUAGUAUCUUCUCCUUUCCUGCUGUUCUGUCGUGAUAUCCUCUCCUCGGGAUGAAGGCCGUGCUCCUGGCCGCGGGGUACGGGACCCGGCUGCAGCGGGACGUCCUGGAGGACCGCAGCGGGAGGUUCGUUCACUUGGCCGGGGUCGCGAAGCCGCUGCUCCCGGUGGGACCCUGCGCCCUGAUCUCACACUGGGUCCGUGCCCUGACCACUGCUGCGUGUGUGGACUGCGUUUAUGUGGUUACAAAUGCUCUUUAUCGCGCUGCGUUUGAACAAUGGGCAAAGCAGUUCUCAAACGUCAAGAUCCUGAGCGACGGCACAAGAACCAACGAGGAGCGCCUCGGGGCCGUGGCUUGUCUCCAACUCGCAGUGAAGCGUUUCCAGAUUGAAGAUGAUGUGAUGGUGAUCGGAGGUGACACACUUUUCAAAGAAGAUUUUAGUCUGACUCGAGUAAACGAAAGAUUUCACGAGCUCCAGGGGAAAAGUGAGGACAGCUGUUUAGUUCUGUCCUACGAGUGCAAAGAAGAGGAAACACGUAAAUAUGGAAUACUGGAAGUGGACGAGGAUUUGUGCGCCGUUUGUAUGAAAGAGAAGCCCCUCCCCACUGAGACGACGUCUAGAAGAGCAUGUCCUUGUUACUACAUGCUGUCAAAGAAGAGCUUGCCUCUGUUGGAUAUUUUUCUUGAGGAAAAGAAGACUGCGCCGAUAGAAGAGAAAGACGCACCUGGGAUCUUUGUGUCUUGGAUCAUUUCAAGGACGCCCGUGUACGUCUAUCCGAUCUCGGGCCGUUUUGACGUUGGGAAUCUGCCGUCCUACAUCGACUGUGAUCUUUACUUCAAAGAAAAACUACAAAACACCCGAUCCUACAUGGUCUAAACA
Messenger RNA from Periophthalmus magnuspinnatus, 933 nucleotides. RefSeq lists its product as uncharacterized. The record is from RefSeq and is a predicted model, not a curated record. NCBI's taxonomy places the organism in Eukaryota, Metazoa, Chordata, Actinopteri, Gobiiformes, Gobiidae. The coding region runs from base 106 to 930 and encodes 274 amino acids. The transcript has 8 exons. Gene Ontology annotation, biological process: biosynthetic process.